Molecule: messenger RNA, 2415 nt
Organism: Asparagus officinalis (garden asparagus)
Lineage: Eukaryota; Viridiplantae; Streptophyta; Magnoliopsida; Asparagales; Asparagaceae
Product: synaptotagmin-2-like
Exons: 12
Coding region: 513-2126 (537 amino acids)
Cellular component (GO): endoplasmic reticulum
Molecular function (GO): lipid binding
Source: RefSeq, a predicted model, not a curated record
AGAAAACUCAGCCCCUCUUGUCUGGCCACCUUCUUUCUCUGGAUCAGAUCAACUUUGAUCCCGAACCCACGGAGCUCUGAUAUAUCUUUCCUCUGCCUCUAUUAUUAUGAUCAAACACUGCCCACUACAUAAUCCCAUACACGGUAUAUGCAAAGAUUUUUUGUGGUGGUAAUUAAAUCGUGAGCAGGAUAUUAGCUGUCCUGACUCUCAACUCUCUCUUCGCUUCUCUCCCUCGGUUCUUUCCUUUUCAAAUCCCCCCCGUCGAAUAGAGUUGAAGCACCCCACAUCACAUGUGAGAGCAACCGACAACCCCAUUUCCCCAUUUACCCAUCUCAGUAAUUAUGUUGGGUUUUCUCCAUAAUAGUUUAUUAACUUUUGGGGAGCAACUAGUGCUUUGCGUAGAAGGAAGAUGAAGGCUUUUGUAUUCGUUUGUUUAUUCUGAGUAUUUCCUCUAAAUUUAUUUCUUGGAAAGGGAAAGGUGAUCUUGGGGGGAUUUGGAAGGCAGGGGAGAGAUGGGGGUGCUGAGUACUUUGCUGGGUUUCUGUGGGUUUGGGGUUGGAGUUUGGGGUGGAGUUGUUGUCGGCUACUAUCUCUUCAUCUAUUUUCAGCCCACCGAUGUUAAGCAUCCUACAGUUCGACCACUUGUUGAACUUGAUUCAAAAACUCUGGAGCAGAUGCUUCCUGAGAUUCCCUUAUGGGUGAAAAAUCCAGACUUUGAUCGGAUUGAUUGGCUAAACAAGUUUAUUGAAUAUAUGUGGCCUUAUUUGGACAAGGCAAUCUGCAAGACAGCUAGGGAAGUAACAAAGCCAAUUAUCGCUGAGAAUUGUGCCAAGUAUAAAAUUGAAUCCAUUGAAUUUCACACUUUAACCCUCGGUUCACUUCCACCGACUUUCCAAGGAAUGAAAGCUUAUGAAACAGAUGAGAAAGAGUUGAUUAUGGAACCAUCACUGAAAUGGGCUGGAAAUCCGAAUAUUAUUGUGGUGGUUAAAGCAUUUGGAUUGAAGGCAACCUUACAGGUAGUAGAUUUGCAAGUCUUUGCUAUACCGCGAAUUACAUUGAAGCCUUUGGUUCCUAGUUUUCCUUGUUUUGCAAAAAUCCUCGUCUCGUUAAUGGAAAAGCCACAUGUUGACUUUGGACUAAAACUUCUGGGAGCUGAUGUUAUGGCAGUUCCUGGUCUUUAUAGAUUCGUGCAGGAGACUAUCAAGAACCAAGUAGCAAGCAUGUAUCUAUGGCCCAAAGCACUAGAAGUGCCAAUUAUGGAUCUUUCAAAUGCUAUGAAGAAACCUGUUGGACUUUUGCACGUUAAAGUCAUCAGGGCAAAUAAACUUAAGAAGAAAGACCUUAUGGGUAAAUCUGAUCCUUAUGUGAAGCUAAAGCUUACAGAAGACAAGCUCCCAUCGAAGAAAACGAAAGUGAAGCACAGUAAUCUCAAUCCUGAAUGGAAUGAGGAAUUCAAGUUUAUCAUCAAAGAUCCAGAUUCUCAAGCCCUUCAGAUAAGCAUUUAUGACUGGGAAAAGGUUGGUAAACAUGAUUUAAUGGGAAUGAAUGUCGUGCCAGUGAAGGAACUUGUACCUGAUGAGCCGAAAUCUAUGACGCUGAACUUGCUAAAAAAUAUGGAUCCUAAUGAUCCUCAAAAUGAAAAAUCACGUGGAGAGGUUGUUGUGGAAUUGACAUAUAAGCCCUUUAAGGAGGAUACGACAACCGAGAUGGCUGAUGAUGGAAAUGGGGUAGAAAAGGCUCCUGAGGGCACUCCAGAAGGUGGUGGUGUUCUCGUAGUUAUUGUUCAUGAAGCUCAAGAUCUUGAGGGGAAACACCACACAAAUCCGUAUGUGAGAAUUCUUUUCAAAGGAGAGGAGAGGAAAACGAAGUACAUCAAGAAAAACAGAGAUCCAAGAUGGAAUGAAGAGUUUCAGUUUACAUGUGAAGAACCACCGAUUAAUGAUAAACUUCAUGUAGAAGUCCUUAGUAGGCCAUCUAGUCUUGGCAUUCACUCCAAGGAGACCUUGGGCUUUACUGAAAUCAACCUUGUAGAUGUCGUCAACAACAAGCGAACCAACGAGAAGUACCAUUUAAUCGAUUCUAGGAAUGGUCGUAUUCAAAUAGAGUUGCAAUGGAGGAGCACUUGAGAACUACUAGCAGAAAUUUCAAAAGAGAAGAGAAUAGUGGUUUCAUAGGAGAUUUGUUGUCUGCGCAAAGCCUUGAAAGCUUUAUGCGCUCCAUGGUAAAGAUUGCCCUUGUACAUAAAAUGCUCGAUUGCUUCCUGUUUCUUUAAGCAUUUGUAAGUUCGGUGUUGUUUGUGACGGCAAAUUCUAGGAAAAUCCUUUUAUGGUACUGUUAUCUGUGUAAUUGUUUGCUCGCUUUCCACAAAUAUUGGGUUAUAGCAAUUUCCUUGUACUUUUGAGGAAUAUUUACUUA